CUCUCGCAUGGCUCCGGCACUCGAGGCCAGAUCGCCGGUCACGGAGUUGCAGGUCCGGAUGGACUGCGGCGGCUGCGUGCACAAGAUCAAGAAGGCAGUGCACAGCGUCCAUGGAGUGCAUGACAUCCAUGUAGACUUCGCCCGGCAGAAGCUGACGGUGGUGGGGAGUGCUGAUCCGGAGAUGGUGGUGAAGGCCAUCAAGAAGGCGGGGAAGUUCGCCACCAUCUGCUCCCACUCGGAACCAGCUGCCGAGCCCGGCGGGUCCGAGCCGGCGGCCGACGCUGCUGACCAGCCUCCAAGCGAGUCUCCUCCGGAAACACCGGAAGAGCCACCUAAAGAUGCUCCCCAAGUGACCCCAUCCGCGGAUGCCAAAGACGAAGUAGCAGAACCAGAAGGCGCGGCGGAGAUCCAUAUGGUGCAUCACUACCCGUACAGCUUCGUCCACAGGGAGCAGUGGAGCCAUGACCCCUCGGGCGCGCAUGAGAGCAGAUACGAGGAGCCUUUUGUCAUGCACAGCUACGGUAUCAGCAGCGGCCAUAGGCCGCAUCCUUACGUAUCGGCUGCACGAGACAUGAGGUACGGCAGCGGAGAUGGAAGCCAGAUUGCCACUAUGUUCAGUGACGAGAACCCAAAUGCCUGCACCAUAAUCUGAGGUCGCAGAAGAAUGAACGACAAG
Messenger RNA from Musa acuminata subsp. malaccensis (wild Malaysian banana), 676 nucleotides. RefSeq names its product heavy metal-associated isoprenylated plant protein 6-like. Gene Ontology annotation, molecular function: metal ion binding. Lineage: Eukaryota; Viridiplantae; Streptophyta; Magnoliopsida; Zingiberales; Musaceae. The record is from RefSeq and is a predicted model, not a curated record.